This is a messenger RNA of Triplophysa dalaica, 2436 nucleotides long. RefSeq names its product RNA binding motif protein 24b (gene rbm24b). The coding region runs from base 122 to 853 and encodes 243 amino acids. The transcript has 5 exons. Gene Ontology annotation, molecular function: mRNA 3'-UTR binding. NCBI's taxonomy places the organism in Eukaryota, Metazoa, Chordata, Actinopteri, Cypriniformes, Nemacheilidae. Gene Ontology annotation, cellular component: cytosol. The record is from RefSeq and is a predicted model, not a curated record.
AAGCGUAUGGAUGUUUUUGAGUUUGCAGGGUUGACACACACGUGCACGUUUCACUUCAGUCGUCAGCUCUUUUAUCUCUGUGACUGUGUUUUCUUUAUUUAGGCAUUCAACUUUAUCUCUGAUGAUGCACAGCUCACAGAAAGACACGACUUACACUAAGAUCUUCGUCGGCGGUCUGCCGUAUCACACCACAGACUCCAGUCUGAGGAAAUACUUUGAGGUGUUCGGAGAAAUCGACGAAGCUGUUGUCAUCACAGACAGACAGACGGGAAAAUCCAGAGGCUAUGGGUUUGUGACGAUGGCUGACCGCGCAGGCGCAGAACGAGCCUGUAAAGACCCGAACCCCAUCAUUGACGGGAGGAAAGCCAACGUCAACCUGGCCUACCUGGGGGCCAAACCUCGCAUCAUGCAGCCAGGGUUUUCAUUCGGUGUCCCUCAAAUACAUCCUACAUUUAUCCAGCGGCCUUAUGGAGAGAGCGAAGAGGAUCAUUCGUCACUGCUCUAUCCGUCCCCUUUCCGCCAGGUCAUGAGGAUUCCUUCUCAUUACGUGUACCCGCAGGCGUUUGUCCAGCCCAGCGUGAUGAUCCCUCACGUCCAGCCGUCAGCCGCCUCCCCCUCACCUUAUCUGGAUUACACCAGCGCCGCCUAUGCGCAGUACUCGGCUGCGGCCGCUGCAGCCGCCGCCGCAUACGAGCAGUACCCUUACGCCGCCUCCCCGGCAGCCACGGGUUACGUCGCUACCGGCGGCUACGGUUAUGUCCAACAGCCUCUGGCGUCACCUGCGCCCGGUGCCGCAGCGGCUGCGUAUAGUCAGUAUCAGCCGCAGCAGCUGCAGACAGACCGCAUGCAGUGAUGAGCGGCGUCUGUAGUCCUGAUGCUGAGAAGAGCCGGUCACUGGACCGUUUCUGGUCUCUGACAGUGUUAGCCAAAGAGAUACAGGAAAGACUUUUUUAUUGUUUUGUUAUUGGUAUGCAUACUACUGCUCUUUUAUUUGAAGUAUUUAAUAUUUAUUACACAAAACCUCAAACAUAGCGUUCUAUACUGACUGUCCAGUACUGUGUGGUUAGCAAUGUGUCACAGGUUGUAGAUUCAGAAUAGACACCAGUGAUCCACAUACACACAAAAAAUAAUUCUUAAAGGGACAGUUCACUUAAAAAAAUGAAUAUUCUGUCAUGACUUAAAUAGAACAUCACACUGACUCCCAUGUUGUGUCUGAAUCUUUACCAUAUAGUGUUUGUACUGAUGCCUACUGAUGCAUCUGAACAGUAUUAAAGUAGACAAUGUGUGCUAAUAUAAUUAUACAACAUUAUUUUUAUACAAUAUCGUUUUAAUCAUCAUAACAUGUGUUCAGAUUAACAAUGAUGGGGUCUCCAAAGUCUGACUCCAGACAAACACACACGAGUCACAUGAACGAUUGAUUGAUUUUGUAUAAAACAGGGCUAUUCAUUUUCUUUAAAAUGUUUAAUUGAUUUAAAAAAGUGUUGAACAGGAUUCACAGAUGUUGGUCAUGUCAAUAAUCACAAGUGUUGUUCAGAUCAGAGGAUCAAUGUACAUUCAUUUAUUUAUACACACACAACUCUAUAAGAGGUCCAGCAGUGAGCGGUUGGAUGGAGAUUGAUCAGAUUAGUUUUGGCCUCAGCUGUGCUUCUGUUGAUGCAGAUAAAGUGCCUUAUGGAUUGGUAUAUACAGUAUUUAUUAUUAUGGUAUUUGUAUUUGUUUCUACUGCUGCUGGAUCUCUUUUGAUCACAUUUACUCAAGAUAUGAAGCUGUACUGUAUGUUCACUGUCUGAUCAGUCUGCUGUGACCUCUAUUCUCUGUGCCUUACAUUGACUAUCUGAUAGCAUUUUACUGGUAUUUGAACUGGGUUUAUGGUGAAGUUGAAUUUGAUAUUGACAGGUCUGUCAGCACUACUGAGAAACACUGAUCUGAUGAGAGCACUGUUUUGUCAUUUUUUUGUAUUAUUAAUGUACUUGGAAACAUGGCUGCUAUCUCUGUGUAGCGUGCUGAAUUGUUUUACACAUCAGAAAUUCAUUACAGGGAAGAUAUUCUCCACUCAUUGAAGAACAUGUCAUUGUGUUUUCUCAGGUUAAAGCAACAAUGCUUCCUAUGAAUGAUUGAUAUUCAAUAAACUCAAUUCUCUUGUAUGUAAUGCUACUGUCAGUAUAUCUCCAUAAAUGUGUGUCAACGACAAGAAUCAACAACUGUCUUCUUAUAGCUUUUUAUGUGAUUGAUUUCUGUCUGUGUGGAUAUUCAACACUGGACCUUUAAGAAUCCUUUGAGGUCUUUUUUGAGGAAUUGUAUGAAAAUAACAUGUUUAUAACGGAAAAAAUACCAGCUCACUUUCUUUCUAUUUUAGGAUUUGUUUUUUAACAUCCUUAAUAUUGCUGUAUAAUACAUAUAAAAGAAAACAUACCAGAAAUAAAAAUGAUUAAUAUA